Mobula hypostoma (lesser devil ray) is the source of this 963-nucleotide messenger RNA. Its product is annotated as glutaminyl-peptide cyclotransferase-like. Gene Ontology annotation, molecular function: zinc ion binding; glutaminyl-peptide cyclotransferase activity. The record is from RefSeq and is a predicted model, not a curated record. The coding region runs from base 19 to 963 and encodes 314 amino acids. Lineage: Eukaryota; Metazoa; Chordata; Chondrichthyes; Myliobatiformes; Myliobatidae. The transcript has 6 exons.
UACCAUGAGCCCAAGUACAUGACAACUGCUGACAUCCAAAGCAUUGCAUCAUUGACUAACAUUUCUCUGAUGUGGCAUCAAUAUCUGAGGCCAAUGUUUCGGGAGAGAUAUCCAGGCUCCUGUCGAAAUGCUGCAGUGCGUCAGCACAUCAAAAGUUGUUUAGCUGAACUCCAAGCUGGAUGGAUAACAGAAGAGGACACUUUCCAGGAAUCAAUACCUUAUGGAACGGUUACAUUUUCAAAUGUAAUCAGUACUCUCAACAUAAAAGCCAAGCGAAGGCUGGUGGUGGCUUGUCACUACGAUUCAAAAUUCUUCAACAGGUGGUGGGACACCAGAGUGCACAUAAGUGCCACAGAUUCUGCUGUGCCCUGUUCAAUGUUACUGGAAAUGGCUCGUGCACUGGACAAUUUCCUACUUGAGAUGAAGAAUACUCAGGGAAGACCAGACCUUACCCUGCAGCUCAUUUUUUUUGAUGGCCAAGAGGCAAUGCAAUCUUGGUCUGAGGAUGACUCACUUUAUGGUUCCCGACAUUUGGCACAAAAGAUGGAGAAGACUGCACACCCACCGGGCUCAACAAAAACCAACCAACUGCAUGCAAUUGAUCUAUUUGUCUUGUUGGAUUUAAUUGGUGCACCAAACCCAAGAUUUCCAAGUUAUUUUCCAAAUACAGCACGCUGGCAUAAAAGACUGCAGCUGAUAGAAGAGCAGCUGGAUCGUCUGGGGAUUCUGAAUGAACAUUCCAGCAAGGUGAAAUAUUUCUGGAUGAAAAUACCAUCAACGCAUAUUACCGAUGACCAUAUUCCCUUUUCAGUAAGAGGUGUCCCCAUUCUAAAUAUCAUACCUACACCUUUCCCUCAAGUAUGGCACAGCAUGGACAAUGAUGAAAGCAACCUAGAUUCAACAACAAUUGAUAACCUUAACAAAAUACUGCAGUUAUUUGUUUUUGAGUAUCUCAGAAUGUAA